Pelobates fuscus (common spadefoot toad) is the source of this 2385-nucleotide messenger RNA. RefSeq names its product neurexophilin and PC-esterase domain family member 3 (gene NXPE3). The coding region runs from base 434 to 2152 and encodes 572 amino acids. NCBI's taxonomy places the organism in Eukaryota, Metazoa, Chordata, Amphibia, Anura, Pelobatidae. The transcript is spliced from 6 exons. The record is from RefSeq and is a predicted model, not a curated record.
CCCCUCCUCUCUCAGACAGUCCUAGCUAGGAGGAGUCAGUGUGUGAUACAUCUGGUGCGGCCUGUCCGUCCCGCUAUCAUAGGCAAACUGAGGUCAAUGGUAAGUGGUGGGACCUGCAGCAGACCCGACGCGAUGUGUCACCGCGGAGGGAAUAGCGUCACGUAGACCCGCAAAGAGCGCUUCACCGAGCUGGAGGUGGUGCUGCAGCCCGAGUGCAGGAAGGGGCUGAUAGAAGCGGCGCACACAGGGGCGGGAGGGGAGCACCUGACCCGGCAUCAGACAUGGCACAACCUGUCCCAGACCUACUGGUGGAGGGGUGAGAGCACAGAGCACAUUGGGGAGGGGGGGGAAAGGCCUCCUGUAUUAUACAGAUAUCCCAAGUAUAAUGAAUGAAGGUGAUUGGAAUGCAUUGGGUCAAUUUGACAUACAAUGAAUGUGCCACGCGUAUCCAUAUGUAUUAUGUGGAUAUGGAAGAGACUGCUGGAAAAUGUGGUGCUCGUUCUUCAGACUCCAGAUAAUCUUUGUGAUUCUGACUGGAUUAGCCGUGCUCGUAUUAGUUAACAACAUCCACCUAGUCGAGCAUCUGAAUCAUGAAAUGGACUUUGAUUUAAAGCAGACGGAGAAAAAUAUUGAUACAAACGGGCCAUUCUCAGUGGGGACCAAAGGAACAUAUUGUGAUUAUCAGCAUCAAGCUUUGUCUAGAGCAGAGCAUGCAGAACAAGAAUUGUUACUUAACUCUCUGAAGUGGCUGGGACCACCACACAAUGAGAUAACGUUUUUAAGCAGUACUGACGCUACUCAUAGUCGUUUUGUCAUUUUACACUCCCAGUCAUUGUUUAAAGUAGGCGAUGUAAUGGAGGUACUGGUCAGAAUGCAGGAUUUUGAAGGAAAUCCGAAACAUUAUGGAGGCGAUUACUUGCAGGCAAGGAUUCACUCGCCUUUGUUGAAAGCUGGAGCAGUAGGGAAAGUAGUGGACCAUCAGAACGGAUUCUAUUCUGUCUACUUUACUUUGCUCUGGCCUGGAAAGAUCACUGUGUCAGUAACUUUGGUGCAUCCAAGUGAAGGGAUCCAGGUUCUUAAGCGUUUACGGGAAGAGAAGCCUGACCGUGUGUACUUUAAGAGUUUGUUCCGAUCUGGCGAAACUGCAGAGACUAAAAUGUGCAAUAUUUGUUUGCCUAGAAAACUGCCUGUAUGCAAUUACACAGACCUAAAAACUGGCGAGCCCUGGUUUUGUUACAAGCCCAAGAAAUUGUCUUGCUCUAAUAGGAUCAAUCAUGCAAAAGGAGGGUACUCGAAGAAUCUUUUGACCUAUGAUGAACAGCUUUUCUUUCAAAGUGGCAUAAAUAUAAAAGUACCAGUUAUGGCUAGUGGACCGGACACAGUGACUGUACACCGCUUACAAAAAAAAGAUAACUAUAUGCUCCAUAACUUCAAAUUCCUUCCAUCUGGUUAUUAUUACCAAGACCGCUGGAUAUCUGGGAGAUCAUUUGUACGGCAAUUCAGCCGGCCUUCAGAAGUCACUGCAUGCUUACAAGGCAAAGUAGUGCAUUUAUUUGGGGAUUCUACAAUCAGGCAGUGGUUUGAAUAUCUAACAGAGUUUGUACCAGACCUUAAGCCAUUUGACCUUGGAAGCCCUAAAAAUGUUGGGCCUUUUUUGUCCAUUGACGUUGAACAUAACAUAAUGCUGAAAUUCCGCUGCCAUGGACCACCAAUCCGUUUCUCAACGGUUUCUAGCAACGAACUCCGCUACAUUGCUAAUGAACUGGAUGGAAUAGUGGGUGGACAAAACACAGUGGUGGCUAUAACCAUAUGGUCCCACUUUAGCACAUUCCCUGUGGAGGUUUAUAUACGGCGUUUGAGAAACAUCCGAGCAGCAAUUCUUCGUCUGCUGGAACGGAGCCCGGACACUGCAAUCGUUAUACGCUCCGCAAAUGUCCAGGAGCUAGGGCCUGAAGUGAGCCUAUUUAACAGUGAUUGGUUUUCAUUGCAGCUUGACACGGUCAUGAGGUCUAUGUUUGCAGGUAUCCAUGUUCUUAUUGUAGAUGCUUGGGAAAUGUCACUGGCCCACUAUCUCCCACAUGCAUUACAUCCUGAACCAGUCAUUGUGAAGAGUCAGAUAGAUGAAUUUUUGUCAUUUGUAUGUCCAAAUUAAAGUUACUGGCAAAGGAGAGAGUGUAUCAUUCCUUCCACACCAAAAUAUCCAUUGGCGUUUAUUUGAUUUCUGCUUAGUUUGUAAGCCAUAAAGCCCUGUGAACUGUAAAAAGGUAAUGCAGAACUAUUAGCAUAUAAUAAUAAUAAAUACUUACUAGCAUAUUAAAGCUGCUGAAACAUUUUUGUUUUUUUAAAUUAAAAUGAAAUUAAUGUCAACAUACUUGGGUCAGUUUU